Cyclopterus lumpus (lumpfish) is the source of this 1622-nucleotide messenger RNA. RefSeq names its product E3 ubiquitin/ISG15 ligase TRIM25-like. The record is from RefSeq and is a predicted model, not a curated record. Gene Ontology annotation, molecular function: zinc ion binding; protein binding. Lineage: Eukaryota; Metazoa; Chordata; Actinopteri; Perciformes; Cyclopteridae. Bases 18 to 1622 code for a protein of 534 amino acids. The transcript has 2 exons.
GUUGUCGGAGAGGAGACAUGGCGCAUCGAGGAGACCAAGCAGACGUGGUGAGGUUCUGCUGUUCCAUCUGUCUGGAUCUCCUGAAGGAUCCGGUGACGGUUCCCUGUGGACACAACUACUGCAUGAGCUGUAUUAAAAGCGCGUGGGACGAGGAAGACCAGAAGAAAAGCCACAGCUGCCCUCUGUGCCGACAGACCUUCGACCUGAGGCCGGUCCUGCUGAAAAACACCUUGUUGGCCGACUUAGUGGAGGAGCUGAAGAAGACUGGACUCCAAGCUGCUGCUGCUGCUGCUGGUGGUCCCUGCUAUGCUGGACCUGAAGAUGUGGCCUGUGACUUCUGCACUGAGAGGAAACUGAAGGCCUUCAAGUCCUGUCUAGUGUGUCUGGCCUCUUACUGUGAGAAACACCUCCAGCCUCAUUUUAAAUCUCCUGCCUUUAAGAAACACAAGCUGGUGGACCCCUCCUCUGUCAACCUCCAGCAGAACGUCUGCUUUCGCCACAACGAGGUGAUGAAGAUGUUCUGCAGCACUGACCAGCAGUGCAUCUGUUAUCUCUGCUCCGUGGAGGAGCAUAAAGGCCACGACACCGUCUCAGCUGCAGCAGAACGGACCGAGAGGCAGCAGGAGCUCGCUAGAAGGAGGCAAAGGGUCCAGCAGAGAAUCCAGGAGCGCCAGAGGGACGUGAAGCUGCUUCGACAGGAGGUGGAGGCCAUCAAUCGCUCUGCUGAAGCGGUGGAGGACGGGGAGAAGAUCUUCACCGAGCUGAAGCAGCAGCUCAGAACUCAGCAGAGAACCGAAGUGAGUCGAGUCAAAGAGCUUCAGGAGGAGUUUCAGCAGGAGAUCACUGAGCUGAAGAGGAAGGAUGCCGAGAUGGAGAAGCUCUCACGAACAGACGACCACGCCCAGUUUCUCCACAGAUACCCCUCGCUGUCAAAGCUCACCGAGCCGGCGGACUCACCGAGACCAAAGACAAACCGCCUGCGGUACUUUGAACAUGUGACGACGGCGGUGAAAGCAACCAGAGAUCAGAUACAGGCCUUUCUUCCUGAGACAAGACCUUCAGUGGAGCCCACGACCAGAGCAGAGUUCUUACGAUAUUCACGUCAAAUCACGCUGGAUCCAAACACAGCCAACUGUCAACUGGUUUUAUCAGAGGAGAACAGGAAAAUAACACGUAAUAUAAAUAAUGCUCCAUAUGCUAAACAUCCAGAGAGAUUCAGGAACACACCUCAGGCCUUGAGUAAAGAAGGACUGACUGGUCGCUGUUACUGGGAGGUGGAGAUGAGCAGGUUUGCUGAUGUGGCCGUGGCUUACAGGAGUGUUGACAGGAGGGACUGUAGUUGGAGUGUAUUUGGACUGACCGAGAAGUCUUGGGCAUUACGUUGUUUCAAAGGUUUCACCUUCAGACAUGACAACUUCUCAGUCGACCGCUCAGGUCCUCGGCGGUCCUCCAGAGUAGGAGUGUACCUGGAUCACAGAGCAGGUGUUCUGUCCUUCUACAGCGUCUCUGAAACCAUGACCCUCCUCCAAAGAGUCCAGACCACAUUCACUCAGCCGCUCUAUGCUGGACUCGGUCUUUAUGGUUUUGGUGGGGACACUGUUGAGUUGUGUAGACUCAAGUAG